AUGUCAAUGAAGAGUAUCUCAUUUCUUGCAAGUUUGUCUCUCUUGGCUUUAACAUUUCAAUUCGCCAUUGCUGCUGAUCCAAGCCAAGUUCAAGAUUUCUGCGUGGCAACAAACUCCCCAGUAAAUGGUGUUUCUGUCAACGGAAAGUUUUGCAAGGACCCAGCGCUUGCCACAGCGGAUGACUUCUAUUUAUCAGGGCUUAAUGUGCGAAAAUCCACAAAUAAUCAAAUUGGUUCCAAUGUGACAUUUGGCGGUGUUGAUAACGUUCCAGGGUUAAACACCCUCGGAAUAUCGUUUGCACGAGCAGAUAUUGGAGUGAACGGUCAGGUCCAACCUCACUACCAUCCACGUGCCAGCGAGAUCGUGGGUAUCACAGAAGGAACAGUUUUGGUAGGUUUUGUCGCGUCCGACCAACGCCUCAUCACCAAAACGCUAAACGUGGGUGAUGUAUUCGUGUUCCCACAAGGACUCAUCCAUUUCGCAGCCAACGUGGGACAAGUCCCAGCAGUUUUAUUCGCUACUUUGAACAGUCAAAACCCUGGUACUAUCUUUGUUGCUGAAAACGUGUUUGGAUCUAACCCGCCGAUAACCCCGGCUCUCCUUGCAAAGGCCUUUCAGCUGAACGUCACGACGAUCAUGGAGCUACAGGCCAAAUUCUGA
Messenger RNA from Microthlaspi erraticum, 660 nucleotides. Lineage: Eukaryota; Viridiplantae; Streptophyta; Magnoliopsida; Brassicales; Brassicaceae. The record is from the annotation of a GenBank genome assembly.